AUACUUGACUGGAAACAAUAAAUCUGACGCUUGCUAUCGUUUGCUUUUAUUUUGAGCUCUUCAUUUCACCCCUCCAACAUUUUCGGAAACCUACACAAUGGAUAAAACAUCAGCUUUUUUAACUUCCAGAAGUUAGCAAGAUUAACAUCACUAAAUCAUCAGUAAGGCGUGGUAUUGAUUUAUUUGACUAAAUCAGCAUCUUUCAGCGGGGAUUAACUAUGGUGGAUAUCGGAGAGAGGAUUAUGUUAUGCUGUCAGCACACUUUCUCUUGUUUUAGAGACACCGGGACUAACACCUCACCUACCACGAAAAAACGGGACAUUGUUGUGAUUACAAAUGUUCAUACAGAGCCCCCACCAAGGGUCCUUUCGCCGAAACCCAGCUCAGUUUACAUUGCUCUGUACGACUACGCGGCUCGCACGGGGGAAGAUUUGAGUUUUCACAAAGGUGAUAAACUUAAGCCACUGAUUAAAAAAGAUGACUGGUGGUACGCAAUAGGAAUCACCGGGAUUUCGGCGAACAAACAGGGCUACAUCCCUUCUAAUUACGUUGCGCCUGUGGAAAGUAUCGACGCUGAACCAUGGUAUUUCCCAGAAACAAAGCGCUUGGAUGCAGAGAAGCUGUUGACGGAUGAUCACAAUCAGAAUGGAGCGUUUCUCAUUAGAAACUGUGAAAGCCAGGCAGGGGAACUCUCACUCUCAGUGUUGGACAGUGGAAAGGUGAAGCAUUAUAAGAUCAAAAAGUUGGAUGCUGGUGGCUACUUUGUAUCAAAGACUCGAACUUUUUCAACUCUGAGAGAAUUAGUGGAUCACUACUCCACGUGUGAUGAUGGCCUUUGCGUGCGUCUAGGAGAACCCUGCAGAAAAACAGUGGUUCCAGAGACCCAUGGUCUUUCAUACAACACAGUGGAUCAAUGGGAGAUCCCACGUACCUCUGUGAAAUUAUUGAGGAAGUUGGGAGCAGGGCAGUUUGGGGAAGUUUUUGAAGGAAUAUGGAAUGACACAACAGCUGUUGCUAUCAAAACACUCAAAAACGGAACAAUGGAUCCAAAGGACUUCCUGCUAGAAGCUCAGAUUAUGAAGAAACUCCGCCACCCUAGACUGAUCCAGCUGUACGCCGUCUGCACUAUGGAGGAGCCCAUCUACAUCAUUACAGAGCUCAUGAGCAAUGGAAGCCUCCUAGAAUAUCUCCAGAAAGACAAAGGCAGCCGUCUUCAUCUUUCUGAUCAGAUAAGCAUGGGAGCACAAGUGGCUGCUGGCAUGGCGUACCUUGAGUUGCAGAACUACAUUCACAGAGAUCUUGCUGCACGGAAUGUUCUAGUGGGAGAUAAUAAUAUGUGCAAGGUGGCUGACUUUGGAUUGGCACGUGUUAUUUUGAUGGAAAGUGAGAACAGUGAUGAAAACAUUUAUGAGGCCAAAGCUGGAACCAAGUUUCCAGUGAAAUGGACUGCACCUGAGGCCAUUCAGGAUAGCAAAUUUACCAUUAAAUCUGAUGUCUGGUCUUUUGGUAUUUUGCUGUAUGAAAUUUUCACUUUUGGACAAAUGCCUUACCCAGCUAUGACAAACAAUCAGGUGAUAAAAAAAUUGUCCACUGGCUACAGGAUGCCAUGCCCCGUUAACUGCCCAAAUUAUUUGUAUGAGAUCAUGACCGAAUGCUGGAAGGAGGUCCCAGCGGAAAGACCCACCUUUGAAACACUGCAAUGGAAACUGGAGGACUUUUUUGAAGUAGAUGUCAGCUCUUACGAUGACGCUAACCGCUACUAAGGGAAUCACACUUGAAAUGUUUAGAUUAAAAUUUAAACUAAACUAUAAAGAUGUUUAAUGGAACAAUAAUUCCGUUCUAGCAUGUAAACUACAUCGUUAAACUACAUAAGUUAAAUCGAAUAUGUAUUCUGAACUAUUCCUUUUAAUUUUUGAUUUAGCAUGCUUAACUGUUUUUAAUGCUGUGAAACUCAGCUGUGAUCAUAUCAUUACAGAUGAAUGUAAGGAAUGUAUUGGGCAGAUACUAUUGAAGAGUCACGUAUGGAAACUAGUAGAAGCGCAGCCUGAUUAACCUGCUUUAAGCAGAUAAAUAAUGAGUCACACUUCACCUCAGAAUGACAGUAGACCUAAAGACUGAACUGAAAUUUGCUAUGAAAACUAUGAUUAUCAGAUCAUUCUGAUAGAGCUUUAUUUACUAUUUUACUCAUUUUACUAAUUACAGACUUCAAAAUUUAGAAUGUUUUUUCUAUAAAAAGAAAAAGCAUGUGAAUUUUAAGCAUAAACAAGUGAAUAUAUUUUUUUUUGCUGUGCUAACUGUGCCGAUUCUGAUGAAUGUAAAAAUGUAUUUUAAAACCUUGUGGCCCGGUUUCACAGACACAGUUUAGCUUAAGCGAGGACUAUGCCUUCUUUGAAUGUAGAUAUUUAUGUCACUUUUAUAUGCACAGUACUGUGUGCAUCUCGAAACAAAACAAUGGCACAGAUAUAUUUUAAGACAUUUCUGGGCAAGUUAUAAUUAAUUAAGACAGGUCAAACAUUCACAAACAUUCAGCCCUUAGCCUUGUCUUUGAAACCGGGCCUGUAUGUAAAAUGUACUGUUUAAAGUGACGGCUGUCCAAAAAUCUAAAAAUCUGUAGUUAUUUACAAACACAAAAGAUUUUCUGAAGAUAUUGGUAACAGAACAAUGACGGAACCCAUUCACUUCUAUUGUAUAGAAACAAAACCAAUAGGCACUGCCGUUUUUCAGUUACCAACAUUUUUCUAAAUAUGUUGUUCUGCAGAAGAAAGUCAUGCAGGUGUGAAAUGAUGACAGAAUUUUCAUUUUUGGAUGAACUAUUAGGUUAACACCGUGUUUACAAUGGACUCAACAAAUGGCUUGUUCUAAUGGGAUUGUCGCACUGCACCACCUCCGGUGUGGACAAAAUUUUAAAUUAUAAUGGGUUCUAAUUCGUUCUCUUGUAGAGUCGCAAUCGCGCCACAUCCGGUGUAGACACGGUGUAAGGGUUUAUAUUCCUCCCCUAGGCAAAAUGAAUUGUACAAGUUUCCCCUUCAUUUAUAAAACUUUGUAAUUCAGUUUCUUUUUAGACUUUAAUAUGUUAAAGAAAUAGUAUCGAAUUAAUGCUAAUGUGUUGUACCAGGCAAUAAUAUUAACACUUGUUGAUGAAAUGCAUACGGAUGUGAGGAUCAAUAUGUUUUAGCUUGCAACUAUUCUGUUAAAACUAAUAAGUUGGUUGACAUUUGUAUAUGCCAUGAUUGUGGACUUUUUCAGGGGCAAAUUAUUUACAUGCAUCAAACACAGAAUACAACUCUGCUGAGAUUGAAGUCAAUUGAAUGACAAACUACACCAGUUCAUUUUUUACUGAUUAUUAAGUGUUAUUUACUGCAACUUGCACUCUUUAUGGUGAAAAAAAUAUAUAUUUUUUUCUUAAA
This is a messenger RNA of Triplophysa dalaica, 3407 nucleotides long. RefSeq names its product fyn-related Src family tyrosine kinase (gene frk). Gene Ontology annotation, cellular component: extrinsic component of cytoplasmic side of plasma membrane. The transcript is spliced from 8 exons. The record is from RefSeq and is a predicted model, not a curated record. Lineage: Eukaryota; Metazoa; Chordata; Actinopteri; Cypriniformes; Nemacheilidae. Gene Ontology annotation, biological process: innate immune response; cell differentiation; protein phosphorylation. Bases 219 to 1763 code for a protein of 514 amino acids. Gene Ontology annotation, molecular function: signaling receptor binding; non-membrane spanning protein tyrosine kinase activity; ATP binding.